Molecule: messenger RNA, 363 nt
Organism: Caenorhabditis bovis
Lineage: Eukaryota; Metazoa; Nematoda; Chromadorea; Rhabditida; Rhabditidae
Source: the annotation of a GenBank genome assembly
AUGAACACGAAAAUCCUUAUUGGUCUCGUCGUUGUGUGCGCCUUUGUCGCCUAUUCGGAAGCCUCUGUGGGUCAGCAGCUGGCCAAAGUUGGCGAGAGAGUUGAGAUCGAGAUCGCCAAAGGAGCAAAGGCUCUCGCGAGAACCACCAAGGCUGGAAAGCAGAUCUUCAACUUUAGCGGACCAAAUGCCGGAGUUUUCGUCGAUGAGAAGGGAAAAAAGAUCGACUCUUCCAACUACGAGCUUAAGAAGGAUGUCUUGAUUAUCAAGAAGGCCACUGCAGCAGACAGCGGAGCUUACGAGAAGGAGCCCAACCCACCAGUCGGGCACACCCCAGGAGCCGUCCUCCAGCUCACCGUUCAAUAA